Molecule: messenger RNA, 515 nt
Organism: Leptomonas pyrrhocoris
Lineage: Eukaryota; Euglenozoa; Kinetoplastea; Trypanosomatida; Trypanosomatidae
Exons: 1
Coding region: 81-515 (144 amino acids)
Source: RefSeq, a predicted model, not a curated record
GACUUCUACAAAAAGUGUUUGCCGCGCACGCACAUCAGCUUUAGAAGGAAGAAAACAAAGAAGGAAGCGCCGAACGCGCCAUGGGCUACACGCGUGAGCGCACGAACCGGCACUUCUUCGUGUCGCGGGCCAACGCCUUCUUCUCCCGCCUCCCGAUCGCUCGCAUUCAACGUGCGAUGGCGAUGGAGGCGAUCAAGAAGGGGACGAUGAAGCCGUGGAAGUACACCAAGGAGCAGAUUAUCGGGUCACCGAUCACGUGCAACUUCGAGUACAACCCGCGUCCGGUGCGGUUGAUCGGCACCGUCAUGGACGCGCACACGACGGAGACGAGCAUGAAAGGCGGACUGAAGGUUUACGCGCGUAAUGAGGAAGCGAACAUGAUGCUGUGGGUGCCCGCCGGUAAUCCAAAGCUGAAGUACGAAGUGACCUCCUCGAAAGGCAGCUUCGAGCACUACCUGGAUGAACGUAGUAAGUGGGACGAAGCCUGGCUGACGGGACGUGCUCGCAUGAAGUGA